Hypanus sabinus (Atlantic stingray) is the source of this 4913-nucleotide messenger RNA. It is a transcript of the gene slc67a1, whose product is annotated as solute carrier family 22 member 18. NCBI's taxonomy places the organism in Eukaryota, Metazoa, Chordata, Chondrichthyes, Myliobatiformes, Dasyatidae. Gene Ontology annotation, molecular function: transmembrane transporter activity. Bases 140 to 1339 code for a protein of 399 amino acids. Gene Ontology annotation, biological process: transmembrane transport. The record is from RefSeq and is a predicted model, not a curated record. The transcript has 10 exons.
CACAGAGAGCCGAUUCUGGACUGCACUUUGAUUUAGUGGCUCUUCGUCAUGGGCGUAAGUCAGUGAGAUCGCUAAUAGAGUUGUAAAGUUGCCUGAUACUGCGCAAAAGAGUGAAACCCAGAGAUUCUGUGCCUUGGAGAUGAUGACCAGUCCUGAGAAAAAUGCCAGGGUGGGCUUCGUCAUUCUAAUAACUCACUUCAACAUGGCUCUUUAUUCCACUUGUUUUUGGAUUCAGAACGGAGUCAUGCCGUAUUUGUCAAAGAAGUUGGGGAUGGAUGCGGUCAUGUUUGGUUAUCUACAGACAACGUUUGCUAUUGUCCAGCUUCUGGGUGGACCUCUGUUUGGCAGAUUUGGUGACUUGUUUGGAGGCCGAGCGGCCCUCUCACUGGCAUACCUCUCCUCUAGCCUUACCAGCCUGAUAAUGGGGCUCUCAACAAAUGUGUUGCUGCUUUUCCUAUCUCGAUUGCCCUCCAUAUUCAUGCAUGGAAUGCAAGCUGCUCAGAUGGUUGUGACUGACCUCUCCUUGGAGUCGGAAAGGACUGGAGAACUGGGGAAGCUUGGUCUCUCGUAUGGUGUGGGAAUGAUCAUUGGUUCUUCAGCUGGUGGUUUUCUGAUAUCUAAAUUUGGGGAGUCAUUUGCAGCCUACGUUGCAGCAGCAGGAUCUGUUCUGAACAGCAUAGUAGUGAUGAAAUAUAUACCGGAAGAUACCAAAUCUGUGAGACAAAAAAACAAACCAGAAAUGGCUUCCAGUAAGAGCGUCUUCAAUGUAAAAAAAAUCAUCAAACUGUUGAGCAUCCCUGGAGCCGCAGAAAUACUUGCUGUUAAAGCCAUCACUGGACUGCCAAUGGGAGUAUUCCAGAGUAUGUUUUCGGUUGUUGGUAUGGAUUAUUUCAAACUGGAAGCAGAGGACAAUGGCUACCUCAUGGCUUAUGUUGGUGUUCUGCAAAUGAUUAUGCAAGGGCUGGUUGUUGGAUGGCUGACUAAGCGACUAGGAGAACACACCCUACUUCCCUGGUCCAUCCUGGUGAUUUCUCUAGUAGGUUUAGCCACGGCAUUGAUAAGCAACAUCUUCCAUUUCUACCUAGUAUGCAUUCCCAUGUCCUUCGGAAUCUCUGGAUUAUACCUGACCACAAACAGUAUCUUAACCAAAAUUGUUCCUCCCGCAGACACUGGUGCGAUGCUUGGGUUGAAUAUGUCCGUACACUCUCUCAUCCGUUCAAUGGCUCCCACUAUUGGAGGCUUCCUAUAUCAAUUAUAUGGGUACCCAUCUUUCGGAUACCUGCAGUUCGCAGUCAAUUUGCUAGUCUUUCUCUACGUAUUUAAAAGGAUUUCCAAUUGAAAUGCUGGAAAUCUAGGAACUCUAGGAAAUGUCUUAAUCCUUACAGAAUGGUCAGUUCCAGAAUCUCAAUCAUUUAAGAGAAUCUAAUUAGUAAUCUAAUUUGUGAGUAAUUUCAACACUUGGUGGAUCAGUAGUUUAGUACCAGAGAGAAGAAGAAGAAUGAUGAUAGUGGACGUGCAGCACAUCCAGUGCAUUGAUUAGAGUUGUGAAGAUCAAUGCUGAAGAUUUCUAUGGUUUUUGCUAAUCAGAUGUAUUCGUGACAUUGGUAUUCAGCUGAUAAAUGAAGGAAGUCUAUAUCAAAAAAAGUGAAGAAUAUCAUACAGAACAGAAGCUGCUAAUGUUUUCACAUAGUUAUAGAGCUGAGAGGUAAUUAAUUCUCCAGUUGGACAGUAGCCGUAUGGUUGCUAUUGUGCUUCAGCUUUAUCUCCUGCUCCUCUUCGUGUUGGGCAAUUUGUGGGCAUUGUGGUUGAUUUGCUUCCCCUCCAGUAAUGUGAAUUUGAGGCAUAAUAAGAACCAACGUGGAACUGAAAGGAGGCACACAAUUAGGUAAGCGACUAACUGGACUAGUCACUAGUCUGACUAGUCAGACUAACUAACUAGUCAGUGCUCCUCCCCUGCUGUAUGCACUGAUUUUUUAAUGCUUCUGAUUCUUAAAGCUAUUUUGACAGCUCCUUCUCCAUUUUAUGUGGUCUUGGGCCUUGGAUUCCCAAGCAAGUGGGGAUAUUACCCUUAUAAGGAGUCUAUGUGAAACCUAGUGAUGACUUUCCCUGUGGCAAGUAUCAGGGAGACUCAUUGUAGUCACAGUGCCUACCUGUCAAACCUGGACCACAACCAUUAGUUGCCCACACCACAACUAGGCUGGUUGCCAAGAGAAUGUUUCUCAGUGAUACUUCAAGGGCAUUUUAUCAUCACUGGGACGUUAGGCAGGAUGAUCUCUGCCAAACAGUAUAGUAAUUUUGCUGCUGAUCAAAUGAUAGAUUAUUAUUUACUCUCUGUGAAAUUGAAUUCACAUUGAGCAAGAUUAAAAAGUAGACAAAAACACCUGAAUAAUAAAUAGCAGGUACUAUUAAGACUCAAUGGGUCAGGUAGCGAGAGAUAGGGGAAAUGGUGGGUUAAUUUUUUUCAGGCUUUUGACCCUUUGUAAGAAUUGUUGAAGCCUGGUUGUAAAACUGGCUGGUUCACUGCUGGAAAACACAGCACCACCUGGUCAGUCUAACAUCGAACUACUGAACACUACAAAGCCACCAUAGAUUAGGCCUGAAUUGCAUUAAAUUAAAAAUAAAAGCAGGUCAAGUUAACCUCAGAAGGAAGUGCAAAUGGAGAUCAGAAAAAUUUGUACAAUGAACAAAAGUUAGUCAGAUAUUUUCACAAAAUCCUGUAAUGAUCUUUUAAGUAAAUCUCAGUUUUUUAUGAAUUAUUCUAACCUUGGUCAUACUUCAUCAUUUCCAAAGUGCUGCUGAAUUUUAAGUAUUGGUGAUUUUGCCAAGAUUAUCAACAUUUUCCCUCCUCUUUAUCUUUUGCUUCUUGACAGCAUUAUGUAUUUUAUCCAAAAUUUCAUUGCUUAGACCUGUGCUCUUUUCAUUUUGGAAUGAUAAGGGGUAAUCUUAUUGAAACAGAUAGGGAUGGGGAAAAAACUGACAGAUACAAAAGGAUCUGUAUCUGUUUAAAGCAAUUGUCUGAAAAUUCUGUCUUCCAUGAGCCCCUGUGCAUGCCCAGAACGGUCUAACAGAGCAAUGUGGCAACUCUGCCCUUGCUUUAUCACUAUGGGCGGAAAUAGCUAAUACAAGGGGGCAUAAUUUUAAGGUGGUUUAAUGAAAGUCUAGGAGGAAUGUCAGAGGUAAACUCUUUACACAGAGAGUGGUGGGUGCAUAGAACACCCUGCCAGGGCUGAUGGUAAAGGCAGAUACAUUAUGGGCAUUUAAGAAGUUCUUUGAUAGGCACAUGGAUGGUAGAAAAAUUGAGGGCUAUGUAGGAGGCGAGUGUUAGGUUGAUCUUAGAGUUGACUAUAAGUUCGGCACAACAUCAUGGAUCGAGGGGCCUGUACUCUGCUGUUACGUUCUAUGUUCUUAACAUUACUGCUCUAGCUACUAGUUUUGGGGAGAAAGAAAGGGAAGAGAACUCAUAGUAUGCUUGUACUUCUACCACAUGCUCCAUGCACACCCAGUCCUUCCAUGAAACUCAGGGAAGAUCAGUCUUAAAAGCUUGGAAAGCAAGGGAACAAUUGGCAAGUCCCAGUUCAGGAAAUCUCAGCCAAGUGGCUCGCAGUGACCUACUGCUCUUACUGGUUUUCUGUGCUGUAUUUGGUGUUUUAUUGAUAAUCUUCAUUAACCAUGCAGAUACAAAGUCCUUGCUGCCUUGGUUUCCCUAUGAAAUUCAGACAGUAGCAUGGAAAACGUCUAGUCACAGCCAGAUGUAGAAGAGAACACUGAACCAGAGCAAAAUGAUAUACAGGAAGAGGGCUGGACAGCCCUUUACUGAGGACACUUUCACAUAAUUGAUUGUGCCAAAUGACCUUGAGCAGAUCUGCAGGUUUGAGGAUAACUAGAUUCAACUGUGCAUUGUAACUGUAAAAGAAAACACUCAUUUGCAAGGAUUAAGGAAAUUACACAUGAACAGUUCCACACAAGAAAUAAAUGUUAGCUGACCUGAAGAAUUGUGGGACAGGGUAUUUGGUGUCUUGGACAGGUGAUGUUGGUGAAGGUGAACAAGGAGUUGGAGGUACUAAUAAUAGAACUAAGAUGUGCUAAAGGGUGCAGAAAGAUAUAUGAAGGGAGAAGAUGCACAGUAUAUUUGCAUUUUGGGUCAUGUUGUAGAUGAUUGAAUUGAUGGAGGUUUCUGAUAAUUCACAGGCUGACAAAAACAGAUUCAGUAAUAUUGUGAAACCAGCAACAGGCUGAAACCAGAAAGGGAAUAGACAUGGUUAUAGGAUCUGUUCAUGUGGCAAAGACUUGUUCCAAUCAGAUAAAUGCUAUUGCAAAAAAACGGCUGGGAAAAGAGUUGACUCUAUCUGAAUGUGCUCAAGGAAUGGGACAUAUUAAUCCAGUCGGCUAUGUGUUGUUGCACCCGUCCCCAUCCCAAAGUUUAAGUUUAAGCCUGAUUAAUGCUGUAUACUUAUGGUGAUGUGAAUUUAUUGAUCUUUGACAGUUGUAGAAAUGUGCCACAGUAAACAAUGAUUUAAAUCAAUAUGCUGAAUUUUCCCUCCAUUUCAUUGUCAUUUUCUGCAUAUCCCUUUUGAUCAUUAUCUUGUGGUGUAACUUAUAAGUCUGACAUUUUUGUAUCCAUUGUAAAAUAGAAGAAUAAAGAACUGAAUAAGGGUGUCAGAAACCUUAUAGCUCCUAAAGUGUCUUGCAAAUGGCACACAAAUUAUUCCAGAAACAGCCACCCUUCCCAUAAAUUCAUGUUUUAUUUCCAGUGAUCACAGACUCCAAGACUGAAUACUGAAUUUACUUUAAAGAAAUAUUUCAACUAAAGAGAAUGCUGUUGUUCUUUCUUAGCCUUGGCAAUAUGACUAUUCUUCAUCUGUAAACUUAAACAACAAAGGUAAUAAAUGUAAUAAAAAUGGAGCAUGUCCACA